Messenger RNA from Labrus mixtus (cuckoo wrasse), 1383 nucleotides. Its product is annotated as gap junction Cx32.2 protein-like. Bases 170 to 955 code for a protein of 261 amino acids. Gene Ontology annotation, cellular component: connexin complex. Gene Ontology annotation, biological process: cell communication. The transcript has 3 exons. The record is from RefSeq and is a predicted model, not a curated record. NCBI's taxonomy places the organism in Eukaryota, Metazoa, Chordata, Actinopteri, Labriformes, Labridae.
AUGACAACGUGACAGCCCACACUGUUGUGCAAUUUCAUCCCAUCUAAAGUUCAAGGCACCGUAGACAGGUCUGACUCGGUUCACUGGGCUCUCUAUCACUCAAGCUCUACAGCUGCGUGGCUGCUCUGUUUGUCUGCACAGAGGACUUGUACGCUCAAAGAUCAGAGAAAUGGGAGAGUGGGGGUUUCUAUCCUCUCUGCUGGACAAGGUCCAGUCUCACUCCACCGUCGUGGGGAAAGUCUGGCUCAGUGUGCUUUUCAUCUUCAGGAUCAUGAUCCUCGGAGCUGGAGCAGAAAAGGUCUGGGGUGAUGAACAGUCGAGUAUGGUCUGUAACACCAAACAGCCCGGUUGCAAGAACGUCUGCUAUGACCACGCCUUCCCCAUCUCACACAUCCGAUUCUGGGUCCUCCAGAUUAUCUUCGUCUCAGCGCCGACGCUGAUCUACCUCGGUCACGUCCUCCACGUCAUCCACAAAGAAAACAAGAUGAGAGAAAUCAUGAAGAACCAGUCCACUGAAAUCGUCAAAUCGCCCAAGUACUCGGAUGAAAAGGGCCACGUCAAGAUUAAAGGUAACCUGCUGGGGAACUACAUGACCUCCAUUUUCUUCAGAAUCGUUCUGGAGGUGGCGUUCAUCGUGGGGCAGUAUUAUCUGUAUGGGUUUGUCAUGGACCCAAGAAUCGUCUGCUCCCGAGCCCCGUGUCCCUUCACCGUGGAGUGCUUCAUGUCUCGGCCCACGGAGAAGACCAUCUUCAUCAUCUUCAUGCUGGCGGUGUCCUGCGUCUCUAUCGCACUCAAUCUAGCAGAGAUCUUCUACUUGGUGUGUUCUCGAGCAUGCAGGCGAAAGACUAAAACAGUGUCGGCUACUGCCAUUGCCAUGCACCCGCGCUUAAACGGUGACUGUCUGAUGAGAAACGAGAAGCUCAGCCUUCACGAUGGCAGUCACAGCACAGCCUAGAGAAAGGCCGUUAAUAUCCACAGCCUCAGGGUUACAGAGAAAACAGGAGGUCGAAUGAAGAUGUGAAUAAUGGCUCUCAAUCUGCAAGAGGCCAUGGCUCACUCAGAGUUAUUUAUUUGUAUGAUGCUUAAAGAUUCAUGAAAAAAAUUAUAAAAAUAUAAAAUUAUUAAAAGACUAUUUUUAAAUAGUAAUGCACAAAAAAAUGCUAAAUGCACAGGAACACAGUACAUUACUGUGCCACUUUAAAAUGUAUUGAAGGAAAAAAAGUGAGUAUUCAUGGCGUUAUUUUUAUUCUUGAUCUGACUUUUGUUUCUAUUGUAAAUAUAACUUAUGGCGCCACCAAGUGGUAACUUUAUUACUGGGAUGAUUAACAUAAGCAGGACGUUUUCUGCUCUGUCUCUGACCACAGAGGCUAAUAGUCAGAGUGA